UCAAAUCAAGUCUCUAAAAUGGAAGAAGCCAAAAGCCUAAGUGUGGAGGAAGACUUUGAAGGACAGGCCACACAUACAGGACCCAAAGGAGUAAUAAAUGAUUGGAGAAAGUUCAAAUUAGAGAGCGAAGAUAAUGAUUCAAUCCCACCUGGCAAGAAGGAGAUUCUCAGGCAAAUGUCUUCUCCUCAGAGUAAAGAUAACAAAGAAUCAAAAGAAAGAGUCAGCAGAAAGAUGAGCAUUCAAGAAUAUGAACUAAUUCAUCAAGACAAAGAAGAUGAAAACUGUCUUCGUAAAUACCGUAGACAGUGCAUGCAGGAUAUGCACCAGAAGCUGAGUUUUGGGCCUAGAUAUGGGUUUGUGUAUGAGCUGGAAACUGGGGAGCAAUUCCUGGAAACAAUUGAAAAGGAACAGAAGAUUAUCACAAUCGUUGUUCACAUUUAUGAAGAUGACAUUAAGGGUUGCAAUGCUCUAAACAGUAGUUUAACAUGCCUUGCAGCAGAAUACCCUAUGGUUAAAUUUUGUAAAAUAAAAGCUUCUAAUACAGGUGCUGGGGACCGCUUUUCCUCAGAUGUACUCCCCACGUUGCUCGUCUACAAAGGUGGGGAACUCAUAAGCAAUUUUAUUAGUGUUACUGAACAGUUUGCUGAAGAAUUUUUUGCUGGGGAUGUGGAGUCUUUCCUAAAUGAAUAUGGGUUACUACCUGAAAGAGAGAUUCAUGCCAUAGAGCAGACCAACAUGGAAGAAGAAGAUAUUGAAUAA
Cynocephalus volans (Philippine flying lemur) is the source of this 759-nucleotide messenger RNA. It is a transcript of the gene PDC, whose product is annotated as phosducin. Gene Ontology annotation, biological process: regulation of G protein-coupled receptor signaling pathway. The transcript has 3 exons. NCBI's taxonomy places the organism in Eukaryota, Metazoa, Chordata, Mammalia, Dermoptera, Cynocephalidae. The record is from RefSeq and is a predicted model, not a curated record. Bases 19 to 759 code for a protein of 246 amino acids. Gene Ontology annotation, cellular component: photoreceptor outer segment.